GUAAAAAUCACCAAAUUUUGCAUUUGAAGUGAAAAUAAUAAUUUUUAUUUGAUAAUUGAAAAUGACUUCUUUUAACACAAGUGUGACCGAAAGUACACAAAACGUGUCACGAGGCGAAUCCCCAGGCAAUUCUCCAUUCUCUUAUUUUUUCACCGGAACCGUUGAACGUGUCUUAACGUGGAACAGAAUGCUUAAACAACCUUGUUACUUUGAAGUCAUCGCUUCAGUACUUUCGUUGCAAGAAGGCGCAUUUGGCCAAAAAACCGUCCUCCUGAGGGACAAAAAGGGCCCCAUUUUGCAAGUCGUCUACUAUACGUGCUACGACAUUGACGAAAGCCCGAUAAUUGUCGGUCAAAUGUUGCGGUGCGUUGGCUACAUGACCGGGAUCAACACCUUAACUGCUGUUAGCAUUAGAACAGCAACCCCCGAUGAAGUUACCACCUUGAAACGCUACUGCUAUAUCGGCGAUUUCACCAUAUCGGGGAUAAUCAACGGAGAAAACCAUAAUUAGUAAUUAUGUGAAUAAUUGGUUGCCUAUGUGUCAGGCGUCUUAAAGAAAAUACCUUGUACUGUCUUAGUUUUUUGAUAGAAUAUGAAUAAUUGGUUGCCUCAACACUAGGUGUUUUUUCUUUAAAUAAACGUGUUUUGUCUUUGA
Molecule: messenger RNA, 655 nt
Organism: Tribolium madens (black flour beetle)
Lineage: Eukaryota; Metazoa; Arthropoda; Insecta; Coleoptera; Tenebrionidae
Exons: 4
Coding region: 62-511 (149 amino acids)
Source: RefSeq, a predicted model, not a curated record